Molecule: messenger RNA, 1378 nt
Organism: Brassica oleracea var. oleracea
Lineage: Eukaryota; Viridiplantae; Streptophyta; Magnoliopsida; Brassicales; Brassicaceae
Product: DNA excision repair protein ERCC-1
Exons: 9
Coding region: 29-1219 (396 amino acids)
Biological process (GO): UV-damage excision repair; meiotic mismatch repair; mitotic recombination
Cellular component (GO): nucleus; nucleotide-excision repair factor 1 complex; ERCC4-ERCC1 complex
Molecular function (GO): damaged DNA binding; single-stranded DNA binding
Source: RefSeq, a predicted model, not a curated record
ACAAAUACUUCGGGAAAUUCAAUCACUCAUGGCGAACGAAGACGACGAUGGAGAGAAAUCACGAGGCACGCCACAACAGAUUGGUAACAAACCCAAAACCCAGAUCGUAAUUGGUGUUCCUUCGUACCAGGAAGUGGUGGAAAGCUCACAGACUAAGUCCACGCCACCAUCUCUCUUCAAGCCUUCCCAGACAUUCUCUCAGGCAUUCGCUUUCGUCAAAUCCUCCGACGUCUACUCUGCUCCUCCUCCUCUGACUUCUUCUUCCGGCGCUUCUCAUGUGCCCAGUACAAGCCAAACUCCUCAAACCGAUGUAGCUUCAUCUUCAACUCCUGUAGCUACUGGCUCUCUAUCUUCGAACACUACUCAACCACGUAACGCAAUUCUCGUUAGCAAUAGACAGAAAGGAAACCCGCUUCUUAAACAUAUCAGGAACGUGAAAUGGGUUUUCUCAGAAAUUAUUCCUGACUACUUACUUGGUCAAUCCACUUGCGCUCUGUAUCUAAGCUUGCGGUAUCAUCUACUCCACCCGGAUUAUCUCUACUUCCGCAUCAGGGAGCUACAGAAGAACUUCAAACUCCGUGUUGUUCUUUGCCAUGUCGACGUUGAAGAUUCUGUGAAACCGCUGCUUGAAGUCACCAAAACCGCUCUUCUCCAUGACUGCACCCUAUUGUGCGCCUGGAGCUUGACGGAAUGUGCUCGUUACUUGGAGACGAUUAAAGUCUAUGAGAACAAACCUGCGGAUCUUAUCCAAGGACAAAUGGAUACAGACUAUCUGUCACGUCUAAACCAUUCGCUUACAAGCAUCAGACAUGUGAACAAGAGCGAUGUAGUCACGCUUGGUUCUACUUUUGGGUCACUUGCUCAUAUAAUGGAUGCAUCCAUGGAAGAUCUAGCUCGUUGUCCUGGUAUAGGCGAACGCAAGGUGAAGCGGUUGUACGAUACGUUCCACGAACCUUUCAAGCGUGCAGCUUCGAGCUACCCGUCUGUUAUAGAACCGACAGCUCCGGAGACUGAAGUUCAGAAGGAUGUGAACUCAGAGGAACCUGCUGAGGCAGAUGAGGAUUUUGUGGAGGGCUCGAGGAAACGCAAGAAGAUGGAGCCUGAGAAAAGUGUGAAGACUGCGCUCUCGACUGUUUUCGCUAGAUACUCUGAUAAGCUCUGCAAGAAAAAGGAGAAAGAUACAAGAACAGACUCAGAUGCUGAAACCCACCAAGAUUAACACAAGUUUGAUCACUGGCCAAGGCCAUUGUUAACUGUGAGCGUAUUUCUAGAAAUGUAAUAUAAUGUUAGCUUUGUGUUUGUUUGUUGGGUGUGACUGCUGAUCUAUGUAGUGUUGAGUAUGUUAGUUACUGAAGCCUAUGUGAGUAAUUUCUUACUA